AUCGGCUGUCAAAAUAUUCACGUGUUUACCGCAGUGGUGUAUAGUUUUGCAGAUUUUUAUAAAAUAAUUACUUUAUUUUAACAAUAAAUAAAAAAUGGGUAAAAUCAAGACUGAACCGGUAGAUCAAGACGCAUCCGUUGUCUCCGUAGCAAAUGUAUCGGUGAAAGAGGAGGAUACCUAUGAUGACAAACUCAAAUACGUGAACAGCAUUUCCCAGCCAAUGGCUUCACGUAAAAUGGCCAAAAAAUGCUACAAAUUAAUUAAAAAGGCGAUGAAACAUAAAACAUAUCUACGCAAUGGCUUAAAGGAUGUACAAACACGCUUGCGCAAAGGAGAAACUGGCAUUUGCAUCUUUGCUGGCGAUGUUACACCCAUCGAUAUUAUGUGCCAUUUGCCUGCCGUGUGCGAAGAGAAGGGUAUUCCAUAUGCGUAUACACCAAGUCGUGCUGAUUUGGGCGCCGCUAUGGGUGUGAAACGUGGCACAGUUGCAUUGUUGGUGCGCGAACACCAAGAUUAUCAGGAUUUGUAUGAUGAACUAAAAGAGGAUAUAUCUGGUUUGGGUGUACCUGCCUAAAAAUCAGCUUUGGCUUAUCAGUGCCUAACUGUAGUUUAAGAGAUUUCCUACGUCUUUUUAUUAUAUUCUAAUAAGUUAAAUAAAAUAAGAUAUUGUAAUAAAAAAUAUAAAAUGUU
Messenger RNA from Ceratitis capitata (Mediterranean fruit fly), 690 nucleotides. RefSeq names its product H/ACA ribonucleoprotein complex subunit 2-like protein (gene NHP2). The record is from RefSeq and is a predicted model, not a curated record. The coding region runs from base 95 to 574 and encodes 159 amino acids. Gene Ontology annotation, biological process: snRNA pseudouridine synthesis; rRNA pseudouridine synthesis. Lineage: Eukaryota; Metazoa; Arthropoda; Insecta; Diptera; Tephritidae. Gene Ontology annotation, molecular function: box H/ACA snoRNA binding. The transcript is spliced from 2 exons. Gene Ontology annotation, cellular component: box H/ACA snoRNP complex.